AUUUUCAUGACCCAUUUAUCAAACUAUGGAAAUGACCGCCUAGGGUUAUAUACCUUUGUGAACUUGGCCAAUUUUGUGCAGAGCUGGACCAACCUGAAAUUGCAAACUCUGCCUCCAGUGCAACUGGCCCACAAGUACUUUGAGCUCUUCCCUGAGCAGAAAGACCCUCUGUGGCAGAAUCCAUGUGAUGAUAAACGACACAAAGACAUCUGGUCCAGAGAGAAAACUUGUGACCACUUACCAAAAUUCCUGGUAAUUGGGCCACAAAAGACAGGAACGACUGCACUUUAUUUAUUUCUUCUAAUGCACCCUUCCAUCAUAAGCAAUCUCCCCAGUCCCAAAACGUUUGAAGAAGUUCAAUUCUUUAAUGGCAACAACUAUCACAAGGGAAUUGACUGGUAUAUGGACUUUUUUCCUACACCAUCCAACAUUACAAAUGACUUUCUGUUUGAAAAGAGUGCUAAUUACUUCCAUUCAGAGGAAGCUCCCAAGCGAGCUGCAUCUCUCCUCCCCAAAGCCAAAAUCAUCACCAUCCUCAUUGACCCCUCAGACAGAGCUUACUCAUGGUACCAGCACCAACGAUCACAUGAAGAUCCAGCUGCCCUGAGGUUUAAUUUCUAUGAAGUUAUUACAACCGGACAUUGGGCCCCAUCAGACUUAAAAACUUUGCAGAGAAGAUGCUUAGUACCUGGUUGGUAUGCAGUCCACAUAGAAAGAUGGCUAACUUACUUUGCUACUUCACAGUUGCUAAUUAUUGAUGGACAGCAGUUGAGAGCUGACCCAGCUACCGUGAUGGAUGAAGUUCAGAAGUUUCUGGGAGUGACACCUCAUUAUAACUACUCUGAAGCACUAACCUUUGAUCCCCAAAAGGGUUUUUGGUGUCAACUACUGGAAGGAGGAAAGACCAAAUGCCUUGGAAAAAGCAAAGGCAGAAAAUAUCCACCCAUGGAUCCAGAGUCUAGAACUUUUCUCUCUAAUUACUACCGAGAUCAUAAUGUGGAACUGUCCAAACUGCUACACAGACUGGGGCAGCCUCUGCCGUCAUGGCUGAGACAGGAGCUGCAGAAAGUGAGAUAG
Messenger RNA from Carlito syrichta (Philippine tarsier), 1077 nucleotides. RefSeq names its product bifunctional heparan sulfate N-deacetylase/N-sulfotransferase 4. Bases 7 to 1077 code for a protein of 356 amino acids. The transcript is spliced from 8 exons. Gene Ontology annotation, cellular component: Golgi apparatus. Lineage: Eukaryota; Metazoa; Chordata; Mammalia; Primates; Tarsiidae. The record is from RefSeq and is a predicted model, not a curated record. Gene Ontology annotation, molecular function: heparan sulfate N-sulfotransferase activity; deacetylase activity.